Molecule: messenger RNA, 2017 nt
Organism: Malus domestica (apple)
Lineage: Eukaryota; Viridiplantae; Streptophyta; Magnoliopsida; Rosales; Rosaceae
Product: protein FAR1-RELATED SEQUENCE 9
Biological process (GO): regulation of DNA-templated transcription
Molecular function (GO): zinc ion binding
Source: RefSeq, a predicted model, not a curated record
AAGAUAUCAGUAUUCACUAAAAAUGGAGCUUUAAGCAGCGCCUAGGCGGGCCUCUCUAUCACUCUCAACUCUCAACGCUUAAGAAACACAAUCGCCAGAGGACGACGGCGAUCGGGACUUGCCUUUGAUUUUGACGAAGACCCACUAUUCCGUGCAGCAGAGCUCGAUUGCCGUUUUGGUUAAUUUGAGAAGCUACAUGAGUGGCAUCAGACAGAGGACCCUUGGGGGUGGGGGUCAGCAUGUUCUGGACUAUCUAAAAAGAAUGCAGGCAGACAAUCCUGCUUUCUUUUAUGCCGUUCAGAGUGAUAGUGAUCACUCUAAUGGUAAUAUAUUUUGGGUGGACGCAACAGCCAGGAUGAACUAUACAUAUUUUGGAGAUGCUGUUAUAUUUGACACUUCGUAUAGGAUAAACCGCUACAGGGUACCGUUUGCCUCAUUCUCCGGAUUUAAUCAUCAUGGCCAGCCGGUGUUGUUUGGCUGUGCGUUAGUUAUUAAUGAGUCUGAGUCCUCCUUCGUAUGGCUAUUUCAAACUUGGCUUCAUGCAAUGGCUGGACGCUUCCCUGUCUCUAUCACUACUGAUCCAGAUAGGCACAUGCAAGUUGCAGUUGCGCAAAUUCUUCCUGAAACCCGCCAUCGCUUCUGUAAGUGGGCCAUAUUUAAACAAACACAAGAGAAGUUGGAUCAGCUGUAUCAUUCUCAUCCUACUUUCGAAACCGAGUUUAAGAAGUGUGUCAAUGAGAGUGAGACAAUUGAUGAGUUUGAGUCACGUUGGCAGUCAUUGCUCGGAAGAUACUACAUCAUGGAUAAUGAGUGGCUUCAAUCCAUGUACAAUGCUAGGCAACAGUGGGUCCCGGUUUACAUGAAGGACACCUUUUUUGGAGAGUUUGCUGUAAGUGAGGGAAGUGAAAGGUUAGCCUUGUUUUUUGAUGGGUAUGUGAAUGCAUCCACUACCAUGCAGGUUUUGAUUAAGCAGUACGAGAAAGCUUUAGUUAGUUGGCAUGAAAUGGAAUUAAAAGCAGAUUAUGACACUACUAAUACUAUGCCAGUUCUGAAGACACCGUCUCCUAUGGAAAAACAAGCUGCAAACCUCUAUACAAGGAGAAUAUUUAAGAAGUUCCAGGAGGAGUUGGUUGAGACCAUGGCAAAUCCUGCAACCAAAAUUGAUGACUCAGGAACUGUUGCCACCUAUCGAGUGGCCAAAUUUGGAGAAGACCACAAAGCUCAUGCUGUUAGUUUCAAUUCCUUUGAGAUGAAAGCUAGUUGUAGUUGUCAAAUGUUUGAAUAUUCAGGGAUAAUCUGUAGGCACAUACUGGCAGUUUUUAGAGCAAAGAAUGUUCUCACACUUCCUCCUCAAUAUGUAUUGAAACGAUGGACAAGAAAUGCCAAGAGUGGAGCUGGCGGAUCUAUGCUGGAUGAACGUGCUUCUGAAUCGCCAAGCAAUUCUCGAGAGUCUGUAACAGUUAGGUAUAACAAUCUACGUCAGGAAGCAAUCAAAUAUGUAGAAGAGGGAGCAAGGUCUAUCCACAUAUACAAUGUAGCGAUGAAUGCUCUACAGGAAGCUGCUAAGAAAGUUGCUGCUAUGAAGAAUAAAGGUUCUGGAGCUACACAGGGUAGUUCCCUUGCCAAUGGAGGUAGCCAAGAAAUUCCUGCGACUGAAGCGAAUGAAAUGGCAGGGUAUCAAUCCACGGAUGAGAAGGAAAAGAAAAUCCGCGAAUUGUCUGCUGAGUUGGAGGACACCAACAAACGCUGUGAAGUUUAUCGUGCAAAUCUGCUUGCUGUUCUACGAGAUAUGGAAGAGCAGAAGUCGAAGCUUUCGGUGAAGGUUCAAAGUGCAAGGCUAAGUCUGAAGGAGUGAAUGCUAUCUUAGCCACGGGUUAACGUCCUCUAAUGUCAAUACUAGGAAGCUGUAACGUUAGGUCUUCGCCGUCUUUAGCCAUUUGUAACAGUUUAUUACUUAUUUGUGACAAAUUCAUGCUUUAUUGUGAUUUUGAAUAAUUAAUAACCCGUUUCAUAACCA